GUCCUGCUGAAAGGUGAAUUAAUCUCCCAGUACCUGGUGGAAAGCAGACUGAACCAGGUUUUCCUUUAGGAUUUUGCCUGUGCUUAGCUCCAUUACAUUUAAUUUGUAUCCUAAAAAAAACUCUCCAGUCCUUAACGAUUACAAACAAGCAUACCCAUAACUUGAUGCAGCCACCACUAGCUUUAAAAUAUGGAGAGUGGUACUCAGUAAUUUGUUGUAUUGAAUUUGCCCCAAAAAGAGCACUGUAUUCAGGACCCAAAAACGAUUGCUUAGCAAUUUUUUGGGCAAAAAGUAUUUUUAGUCUGUACAGCCUUCCUUCUUUUCCAUCUAUCAGUUAGGUUAGUAUUGUGGAGUAACUACGAUUUUGUUGAUCCAUCCUCAGUUUUCUCCUAACAUAGCCAUUAAACUAACUGUUUUAAAGUCACCAUUGCCCUCAUGGUGAAAUCACUGAGUGGGUUCCUUACCAUCCACCAAAUUAGUUAGAAAGGAUGCCUGUAUCUUUGUAGUGACUAGAUGUAUUGAUACACCAUCCACGGUUUAAUUAACUUCAUCAUGUUUAUCUACCAAUAGGUGCCCUUCUUUGCGAGGCAUUGGGAAAACCUCCCUGGUCUUUGUGGUUGAAUCUGUGUUUGAAAUCCACUGCUUGACUGAGGGACCUUACAGAUAAUUGUGUGGGGUACAGAGAUCAGGUAGUCAUUUGAAAAUCAUGUUCAACACUAUUAUGUGACUUGUUAAGUAAAUGUGUACUCCUGAACUUAUUUUGGCUUGCCAUAACAAAGGGAUUGAAUACUUGUUGAAUCAAGACAUUUCAUCUUCUCAUUUUCUAUUAAUUUGUGAACAUUUCUAAAAACAUAAUUCCACUUUGACAUUAUGGGCUAUUGUGUGUAGACCAGUAACACACAAUCUCAAUUUAAUCCAUUUUAAGCACAACAAAAUGUGGAAAAUGUCAAGGGGUGUAAAUACUUUCUGAAGGCACUGCAGCUAUACCCAGGGGAGUCAUUUGGGUUUCUGCAUUGGAAUAUUGAAAUAUGCUUAUAUCACACUAUACCACAAUAAACAAAGUUCAAAUGCCAACACCAUAGAGUGCUUUUGACCAAAAGUGACAGGUUGGCACGGAAUCUCUGCUGUGCUCUAUCCGCACCAUUGACAGUCCCUUACACAUUAAAGCAAGGCCAUUGAAAACAUAGGCUAGCUACGGAAGUCAUUUUGCCAUUCCAUGCCCUCGAUUUUUGCUGAAAUGACACCACUGACAAGAUUUUGAUAAAAACCAUCCAGCUAGAUUGUUUCUUACCUUGGCAGCAUCAUGCUGUGAGGAUGUUUUUGAGCGGCAGGGACUGGGAGAGAGAUCCUUGAUGAAAACCUGCUCCAGAGUGCUCAGGACCUAAGACUGGGGCGAAGGUUCACCUUCCAACAGGACAUAACCUUAAACCACACAGCCAAGACAACGCAGGAGUGGCUUCGGGACAGAUCUCUGAAUGUUCUUGAGUGGCCCAGCCAUAUCCCGGACUUGAACCAGAUCGAACAUCUCUGGAGAGACCUGAAAAUUGCUGUGCAGCGACGCUCCCCAUCCAACCUGACAGAGCUUGAGAGGAUCUUCAAAGAAGAAUGCAAGAAAAUCCACAAAUACAGGUGUGCCAAGCCAAGACUCAAGAUCCUGUGAGUGCUGACCGUUUCUUUUCCUCGACUUCUGCAGAUGGCAAAACCAUCUUAAAGAUAGCUCCAGCCGCAGUCAUGACCCUCCCGACUCCUCGGCCUCCUCCCCAGGUUUCCCCAGAGUUCUCCUACCAGGCCAUCGUGUACUUGAUCGAAGCAGUGGGGCGCCGCUGGAGCCUGUACGGGACGCGGGAGCGUUCGCAGCUCUUCCAGAGCGUGCAGAAGGAGUUGGAGGAGCAGGGUCAUUGUCUUCCCGUUGAGAAGAUCCGCCGCAAGUGGAACAACUUGAUCGUCACCUACAAGAGGGUCAAAUACAGAGGCAGGGAGACCGGCCAGGCCAGAACCUCCUGGGAGUACUUUGAGAUGAUGGAUGCCAUGCUUGGUGACACCAUUGGCGCCGAGACCACUAGCAGCCCUACCCUAGUAACCAGCAUCCCUAAGGUGAACGUCGCCAUGGAAACCGCCAAAACAGAGCAGAAGCCCCUCCUUCCCCAUGGCAACCUCAUCACUGCAUGCACUCGGACACUCACCCUUGUCCCCUCCUCCCUCCCACUCCACACGCCAGUUCCCUCCACCCUCCCUCUCUACACCUUUGUCAGAUCCCUCCCUCCCCCUACCCCCGUCCGCUCCUCCCUCCCUCUUCCCACCCCCUUGGACACACCCUCCCCCAGGAUAGCCAAUAACACAGACCCUCUACAGCCAAACCCCUCCCCUGCUCCGGUCGCAAAGCCCCCUGCCUCCCGUCACAUCCCCUCCAACCUCAGCCGCAUAGACCUCCGCAGAAAGAAGCGCUGUCGCUUCCUCUCCAAGGGAUCCUCCAUUACCUCCCUUCUGGCCCAGCAGCAGAGGCGAGCGGAAGAAGGCACCUCCUUGCUGCAGGAGUUCCUGAGGAGGCAGGAGGGGCAGGCCAAGGAGGAGCAGGGGCAUCGCAGCAGGAUGGAGGCCCGGGGGAGGAGGCGCGAGAGGAGGGAGGCGCGCAUGGCAGAGUCCCUGGGUAGGAUGGCAACGGCUCUGGAGCUGCUUUCCUCCAAACAGGACACAGUCAUUGCCCUGCUGCAGAGACUGGCUGAGAGAGACAGGAAGUGACAGUCAUCGCCCCGGGUUGUCACUAACUUCUAUAGCCACAAAGCCAUAAUUAUGGCUAAACCCCGCCUAUUUUUACUCUUCAUCUUCUUAAAUUUAGAUUUUUAAACCUAACAUUAACCACACUACUAACCUUAUGCCUAAUCUUAAAAUAAGUACCAAAAGCUCAUAUUUGUUUUCAUGAAUUUUGAGUUUAUGGCUAUAUAAUCUAGUGGAAACGCUGCUGCACAGACUAGCUGAAGUGACACUGUAAUCGCCCUACUGCAGAGCCUGGCCGAGAGACGGGGAGGCUGACUCAGCAUGCGACCGAAGGGGUACUCUUUUUCCCUAUAUUGUGCACUCUUUAUGAGCUAAAACCCAGUGAAAACCCACCUUGUGUCCCAGGUCUAAAUUGGUCCCUGAUUAGAGGGAACUGGGUUCGAGGUUCAUAUUCGAAUUUGCAUAAUGUAAGGAAUAGGGUGCAAUUUCGGACGCGAGACUCAGAUAAUGUUAAUUGAUUGUGUUGUAGAAUUUACAAUGGAAUAACAAUUUUGAUUGAUUAAAUGGUUAAUUAAUUAAUGAUUGAUCAUGAUAAUCAAAGUAAUUUACAAUAGCAGCAUUUGUUUGCAGCAGUUAUGGCUGGAGAAACCGGUGUGGUGAGUGGAAACCACAAUUUAGGCCUACACAGAUGGAUAAGGAUUGUGAAAUAGUAGGUGAGACUUGUUCUCACUAGUCUGGGAUCUGGUCCAACCAGUAACUCCCGAAACACACACACACACACACACAGCCUUCUCAACGGUUUGAUUGUCAGGCAGCAUGCAUGAGGCCGAUUCAGACCGAGGCAGAUGCAGACACUCUGAGACAGGCUAACAAUCAUAGAGAACAGCACCUGUAGCUACAGUAAGUGAAUUGUUUGACAAGGAUUAUCUUAAAUGAUAGCAAUGUUUUCUAAAUUGGUGUUUUCAUAGUGUUGCCGGCUUGUAAAAAAAAAAAAACUGAAACAUACUGUAUAGUCAAGGUGCGUAAAUCGAAUCAUUGAGGAUGACACAAAAGUCUCGACUUAUUUCCAUCGUGGUUCUCUAACCUAUAGAUGCAACCAGUACCUCGGUGAUGGAGAGGGAUCUCCUUAGAAGAGGCACCUUCAGUGGUCAACGUGAGACAGACUGAAGGAACUGAUCCACUCUGAGGGGGUGGGGAUAUCAGAUAACCAAAUUCUGGUUUCACCUUUCGCUAAGAAAAACAGGUUGCCUCAACUCAUCCAAUGGAGACAGAAACAAUGAGAGGGUGAUUGACUGUACAGUUUAGGUGAUUCAGUAAAAAAAAACAAUUGUUCGUAAAAAACAAAACGAUGGGAGAGGGAACAGAGAGAGACAGAUCGUUCUCCAUCCAGGGGAGAAGAAAAUACGAGAAGGACGUAGGAGGAGGGGGUAUAUGCUGGAGCAUCAUGGGACGUCAGUGGGCGUUUGUAAGGGCCACACUGAUAGUGGUGAGUCUGGGAGCUCUCUUUCUCUCUCUUGGAGCAUGGACAGUACUGGGACUGGAAGACAUGGAGGAGGAGAGUCCAGGGGAAGUGGAGUCACUGCCACCAGCAAGACCGCUGGACUACCACCUCUGUGUGGAGCUGGUGUUGAGAACCACAGCCAGAGGGGGUGCCAUCGGGCUUCUGAGAGGACUAGCAGCCAUCUCAGUGGUCUGGAUAGCAGAGGUCCUGUCUGGGUCUAAUGGCCUGGUUGCAUCGGUCCUCCGCGCCCCCUUCUUGGGGCUUCUGAUCGGGCUGGGGGUGGGUGCUGCAGAUGGGGUGGGCAGGGUGGAGGAGCUCCUAGAGCCUGGGGUGUGGUGGGAGGUUGUGGGUAACGGGGUGAGCGGGACCUGUGUGGGGGCCAGGGUGGCAGCAGUGAGUGGGGUGGUCAUCGCUGGUUUGAUGAGCAUCAUGACGGUCAGGGCAGUGAAGAAUGUGGCAAAGAGCGGCGAGAUCAGGAUGGCACAGUUCAUUACCGUGUCAGUGGCUGUGGGGGCUGCUAGGAUGGUGCUGUGUUUGGCUCCCGGGUGCAUGGCCACAGGAGCCUUGGUAGUAUCCAUCCUAGGGACACGGAGGGACCUCCACAACUUGGGGGCCCUAGUUGUGCUGGGGUUUGGGUGGUGUGCAGGGCAAAGGUGGCUUGGUGGUGGUGUGUCAGUUUUCUUGGUGUGGGAUAAAUUGGGGCAACUCUCACCCAGACAUCUAAUAGGAAGGUUAGUGGGCUUGACUGUAGCUGUGGUUGGAUCCAUGUGCCUGGGGUUCUCUCUGCAGAUGUACUCAGCUCUGGUCAGUGUGAUACUGGGUGCUUCUAUAGCCUUUCUGUCCUGGAGGGGUGGGGAGGCUGUUUGUAAAGUUUUUGCUGAGGUGGUAGAGAGAUUAUUUGUAGCUAUAAGCAUCAAUACAUAUCAUGGACAAGAAGAGAUACUUUUGAAUACCUUUGGAUGGGGAAUGAGGCCUCUCGAUGCUUGACAUAUUUGUCUUCUAAUUUUGUUGUGAUUAAUUACUGUGAUUAGUUGUCUAAAAUGCAUUUAUUUUCCGACAUGACUGUUACAAAUGUUAAAAGUUUAGAAUUUGUCAAAUAGGGCUGCAGAAAGUACAUUUUGUAGUGAACUUUAAUAUUUGCAACCACAAAACACAAUAAAACUACAUAUCCUUUUCCAGAAAGGAGCACAGUUUUAGAAUUCAGAAUAAAGACGGGUGUAGUAGUUAGCCUGUAGAAUGAACAAGACUAUGAAAACAACAUGAUUUCCACUAGAUGGCCCAGCCACAAGGUCAAAAUUGUCUAUCCUAAAAAAUGUAUGAAAAUAAAAAUGUGCUUUUUGGUUAAA
Messenger RNA from Oncorhynchus kisutch (coho salmon), 5562 nucleotides. Its product is annotated as PH domain-containing protein DDB_G0287875. Bases 1606 to 2739 code for a protein of 377 amino acids. The record is from RefSeq and is a predicted model, not a curated record. The transcript is spliced from 4 exons. Lineage: Eukaryota; Metazoa; Chordata; Actinopteri; Salmoniformes; Salmonidae.